UCACUGGCUUAUAUUUACCGAGCAAGACAUAAUGGUCUGGCAACCGUGCACGCAAAGUUUUACUUGCGUAACCUAACGUUCUAUGGUUUUGUGAAAGAGAAACCGAUGAUCUUGGUGAUCGGAAGCAUAUCCUGCUUAUCCUGUGAAUAAUAGCAAACAGCUUGUAUUCACAAUGGAUGAAUCCCCCAUAACAUUUAUCUGUGUAGGUUCUAGUUUAUUAUUUUCGCGCCUCUUUUACAACUUAUACCAAGAGAAGAAACGAGAAAUACAACAGAUUAAGGAAAUCCAAAAAUUUCAACCCAACGAAGACCUGUUAAGGACAGUAAAAGCGUCACCACAGAAAAGGUUGCCGUAUGUUGCAGUAGAAGGGGUGGUGCAGCCUGUUGGUGAUCCUUUGGAAAGCAAAUAUAAACCACAAUGCUUUGGGGUGAUACAGAAGGUGCUAGUGGAGGAGACUUGGGAAAUGUGGAAUCCAACAUCAAGGACAUGGAUUCGCAGGAAGAUGAAUACGAACAAAUCAAAUAACAUGGUGCCCUUCCACCUGGUGUGUCCAGGAGCUUUUGUUAGCAAGGUGGCAGUGAAAGUCCAAUCUCCACUGGAGGCUGUGGAGCCCUACCUCGAGCAGGUCUACCAUAAGGUGAAGUAUGCCAGGGACGGACUGCUGAACUUUGUGGUGCAUGACCUGGUUGGGGAGAGGCCAUUUUGCCUGGAGGAGACAGAGAAUAUUCUUCGCGUGGGGACCCCAUUGACGGGCUUUGGGGAGGUAGUCCUGGAACAGGGCCGUAUGCUAAAGCUGCAGCCCCCCACAAAUGGACAGCCGUAUCUCCUGUUCACGAGCAACUACCAAACCUACUUGGGGACGCACGAAAGCACAGCCACCAUGUGGAAAAUACUGACGGCCGUCUUCGGCCUUGCAGGAGCCACGCUGCUAGCCUGGACCCUCUACAGGGCAUACCAGAAAUAUGAACGCAGGAGGGGUAGGAACUAGGGACCGUUUACUCAAGUAAGCCAGUACUCGGCAGCAGAUUCUUAAACAUUUAGAAAGAAUGUAAUUGGAAAAUCGAUAUUAUCGAAGAGCGUUGUCGCGCAGGCGAGCCUACGCCUGAGAAAAUGCUUUGCUACGCCUUUAAGCAGGUCUGCUGCUGUAAAACAGGCUUUAGGAACAAAAAACUGGAUUGCAUUAAAAAAAAAAUUUUUUUUAAGAGUAUUCGAGUAAACACAAGGACAAAUCAGCUUGUAAUCGUGUAAUUUGCAGUGCACAAAAAAAUCAUAAAAUGUCACAAUGUAUGGGGUAAUAUAUAUAUAUAAUUUUUUUUUCUAUCCUUUCUUACUGUGAUUGAAAAAUAUAAACAUGUUUCUGGCUAGACUUACACUGAUUCCAAGUUAAUUUACAUUUUAGGUGUGGUUUUUUAAAAAAGUGACUUCAAAAUAUAAGUGAGACAUGCAUCUCUGUGAAGUUAGUGGAAAUAAAUGGACAGCAGUGGUGUCUGGUCGCAUAAAGAAUGUAAUCAGUAAGUAGUACCUUUAAACCCCUGGUCAGGCACUGCUGUACCACUAAGCAAUGUACUGAAUUGCUACCCAGUGUCUAAAUAACUCAUAUUAAAUGAAAGAUUUGGUAAAUUGUUCAGGGUAAGAACAUCUGUAGAUACUGUAAGACUACAAGGCCUUUCUUUUGCAAGUACUAUGUCUGAAUCAUCGCGAUGGUAGCACCCAGGUAAAAUAAAUUGUUGACCCGAUUGAAUGGGUGAGAAAUGACACA
Anguilla anguilla (European eel) is the source of this 1759-nucleotide messenger RNA. It is a transcript of the gene mul3, whose product is annotated as mitochondrial ubiquitin ligase activator of nfkb 1-A. Gene Ontology annotation, biological process: organelle organization; protein ubiquitination. Lineage: Eukaryota; Metazoa; Chordata; Actinopteri; Anguilliformes; Anguillidae. The transcript is spliced from 5 exons. The record is from RefSeq and is a predicted model, not a curated record. The coding region runs from base 173 to 988 and encodes 271 amino acids. Gene Ontology annotation, molecular function: ubiquitin-protein transferase activity.